Messenger RNA from Plasmopara halstedii, 1956 nucleotides. RefSeq lists its product as uncharacterized. Gene Ontology annotation, molecular function: cullin family protein binding. Lineage: Eukaryota; Oomycota; Peronosporomycetes; Peronosporales; Peronosporaceae. Gene Ontology annotation, biological process: positive regulation of ubiquitin-dependent protein catabolic process. The record is from RefSeq and is a predicted model, not a curated record. The transcript is spliced from 3 exons. Bases 1 to 1956 code for a protein of 651 amino acids.
AUGUCAGAAGCUGAUGCAUUCAUCUUCGCAGUGCUGCAGCAAAACGGCUGGUUGGAAGGGGACUCGACAUGGACGGUAAAAGAGCUCUCGUCCGAUAAGCUAAUUGUUAUCGUGCUCGAGUUUCUGGCGCGAUUGCAGGAUACACAUGACGAUUUGACGCUAAACCUGCCAUGUGUGGAGGCCAAAGCACCGGUGGGUGUAGCAGCGCGGCAUCGUAUUGGUUCACAGCUUGCUAAUAUUCUCAAGGAGCUUGGAUAUGCUGGAGAUUGCGGAUACAAUCAUUUCUUGUAUCCAACCGAGAAAGAGACACGAAAUAUUUUGUCGUGGCUUGUGGGGAAGCUACCUAGGUCAAAAUUGGAGGAAAGUGAAGAUGAAGCAAGUCAAUCAAGAGCUAUGGACACUAGCAUGAACGUCACUGAUACGAAGCUGGAUAGAAAGCAACUAGCCAGCAUUUUUUCUUGUUGGAAGCAAGAAAAGACGCUUCACAUGCUUCCGAAUCCAAAUUUUAAAGAACUGCGAGGCUUUCAACGGCUGCCAUUAAAGACUUUUCCACUGGAGUUACCCUGGAAUGGACUAAAUCAAUCGACGUGUUAUAUCUUCAAAAAUUUUCCGAAGGAUUGUGUCAAAGCGACAUCGCUUUUGGAGGCAUUAGCUGUUGCGAAGCGUAAUUCUGCUACACUUCUUGAUGAGGAAGAGUUCGAAGAAGGAAUCGACUUGAAAGCUGUAGAUGAUCAACGUAUACACGAGCAAUUUCGUGGAAAUGUCACGGAUGCACAAUUUCAAGAAAGAGAGGUAGAAGACGAUGACUUUGCAGCUAUUUUGCCUUACCCGUUGUUAAUGAAGACACUUCCGGACAUUCCAUUGGCCUUUGAAAAUUUGCCUCCAGCAGGCACUGGGGAAUCAACUGAAGAUAGCACUUCAAAAGAAUUGGCUAAUUUAACCGGCAUUGAAGCAAGUCCAAUCGGUGGGAAAGAUGUCGUCCAAAUCGACAUUUGUGCUGAAGGAGACGAGGAAAUGAUCGAGCAGCUGCAAAAACAAGUAGAGGAAAGUGAGCACCGUAUUGCUGCGAUGCGUAAGGAACUUGAUCGUGAGCGUGGUGAACUUCACGAAGUUGAGCAGCAUAUGCAGAAGACGCAAGCUAGUAUCCAAGAAAUGCGACAGCAAUUGGAAAGGCAGAAACAACUUUUAGCUCUGCUUCCUGAGGCUGAAGCAAACAUUGCCAAGCUUAAGCACCUUUGCCGGGAGAGUACUGCCAAGAAAGCUGAGAUAGCGCAGCAGAUGGAGAUUGCACGAGAACCUCUUCUUAAGGAGCUUACAGCAUUGAAUUAUCAAAGAUCGAGUUUUAAAGCUCGGCGCCGACAGCUUAUUCGUGAGAUAAAGGCAAUGAAAGCAGAGAUGCUAGAAAUAUCUGGAAACAUUAAUUCCAAGAUGGAGAGUCUUCGGGCGCUUGAGAAACAUCAAGAGCGACGCCUUAUCAAACCUAAAGAAAAUGCAAGUACCAUGACUCGGAGCAUGUAUACUUCACGCAUCAUGGAUAUCAUCAAGCAAGUGCAUAAGCAAAAGCAAGACAUCGCCAAGAUUUUAAACGAUAUAAAUGGUAUCCAAAGACAGCUUAAUACAGCGGCGGAAAAACUCAAGCGAACUGAAGCAGAGGCUGAAGAAAAACUGUAUAUUGCUUCUAGUAGGAGCAAAACCACCGGCAGUUCAAAGGCCGAUGCAUACAUCGAAUCGUACCGCAAGUUUGCUCACGUACGUGAAAUAUUCGAAGAGCUUCUUCUGGUGAUCGAUGAUGCCGGAAAAAAAGAGAAUGCAGCUCGCGAUUUACAAAAUUGGAUCACACAAUUGGAAGCACGUGACAGCAGCAGCCAUUUGGACAAAGUAUUGGCUGAUUUGCAGAGUGUGCGUCACGAAAAUGACAUCCUUCAGAACAAGUUACGUGCUAGCAACAACAAAUAA